This is a messenger RNA of Pipistrellus nathusii (Nathusius's pipistrelle), 1740 nucleotides long. The record is from the annotation of a GenBank genome assembly. Lineage: Eukaryota; Metazoa; Chordata; Mammalia; Chiroptera; Vespertilionidae.
AUGGGUGAGAAGGCGGUCCCUUCUCUAAGGAGGCGUGUGAAGCGGAGCUGCCCUUCAUGUGGCCCAGAGCCUGGGGGUGAAGAGAAGAAGGGGAGAGGGAACCCUAUUUCUGUUCAGUUGUUCCCCCCAGAGCUGGUGGAACAUAUCAUCUCAUUUCUCCCAGUCAGAGACGUAGUUGCCCUAGGCCAGACCUGCCACUACUUCCAUGAAGUGUGCGAUGCUGAGGGCGUGUGGAGACGCAUCUGUCGCAAGCUCAGUCCUCGCCUACGAGAGCAGGGUUCUGGAGUCCGUCCCUGGAAGAGAGCUGCCAUUCUUAACUACACAAAAGGCCUGUAUUUCCAGGCAUUUGGGGGCCGCCGCCGCUGUCUCAGCAAGAGUGUAGCCCCUCUUCUAGCCCAUGGCUACCGCCGCUUCUUGCCCACCAAGGACCACAUCUUUAUCCUUGACUAUGCGGGGACCCUCUUCUUCCUCAAAAAUGCCCUGGUCUCCUCCACCCUUGGCCAGAUCCAGUGGAAGCGAGCCUGCCGCUAUGUUGUUUUGUGUCGAGGAGCCAAAGAUUUUGCCUCAGACCCAAGAUGUGACACAGUUUACCGUAAAUACCUCUAUGUGCUGGCCACUCGGGAGCAGCUGGAAGUGGUAGGCACAACCGGCAGCCGGGCCUGCGACUGUGUUGAGGUCUAUCUGCAGUCUAGUGGGCAGCGGGUCUUCAAAAUGACCUUCCACCACUCCAUGAGCUUCAAACAGAUUGUGCUGGUUGGUCAGGAGACUCAGCGGGCUCUACUGCUCCUCACAGAGGAAGGAAAGAUCUACUCUUUGGUAGUGAAUGAAACCCAGCUAGACCAGCCACGCUCCUACACAGUUCAGCUGGCCCUGAGGAAGGUGUCCCGUUGCCUGCCUCACCUGCGUGUGGCCUGCAUGGCUUCCAACCAGAGCAGUACUCUGUACAUUACAGAUGAGGGGGGAGUGUAUUUUGAGGUGCAUACCCCAGGGGUGUAUCGUGAUCUCUUUGGGACCCUUCAAGCCUUUGACCCCCUGGACCAGCAGAUGCCACUUGCUCUCUCACUGCCUGCCAAGAUCCUAUUCUGUGCUCUUGGUUACAAUCACCUUGGCUUGGUGGAUGAAUUUGGUCGAAUUUUUAUGCAGGGAAAUAACAGAUAUGGGCAGCUGGGAACAGGGGACAAAAUGGACCGAGGGGAACCCACACAGGUGUAUUAUCUGCAACACCCCAUUGCCCUGUGGUGUGGCCUCAACCACUCCCUGGUGCUGAGCCAGGGCUUGGACUUCAGCAAGGAGCUGCUGGGCUGUGGCUGUGGGGCUGGAGGCCGCCUCCCUGGCUGGCCUAAGGGGAGCGCCUCCUUCGUCAAACUCCAUGUCAAGGUCCCUUUGUGUGCCUGCUCUCUUUGCUCUACCAGAGAGUGUCUCUACAUGCUGUCCAGCCAUGACAUUGAGCAGCAUCCCGCCUACCGAGACCUACCAGCCAGCAAGGUGGUGGGGACCCCUGAACCCAAUCCAGGGUCCGGAGUACUCCAGGACCCUGGGGGGACAGCUUGGGCCUGUAAGGAGUACCUCAGCCAGAUCUACAGUUGCUCCACGUUGCAGGACCGCAUGGAAAAGAUGAAGGAGAUCGUGGGCUGGAUGCCCUUGCUGGCUGCACAGAAGGAUUUCUUUUGGGAGGCUCUGGACAUGCUACAGAAGGCUGCUGGAGGGGUUGGACAAGGCCCCCCAACACCUGAGAGCUGA